Molecule: messenger RNA, 1017 nt
Organism: Kalmanozyma brasiliensis GHG001
Lineage: Eukaryota; Fungi; Basidiomycota; Ustilaginomycetes; Ustilaginales
Product: XPA C- terminal
Exons: 1
Coding region: 1-1017 (338 amino acids)
Biological process (GO): UV-damage excision repair; nucleotide-excision repair, DNA damage recognition; nucleotide-excision repair involved in interstrand cross-link repair
Cellular component (GO): nucleotide-excision repair factor 1 complex
Molecular function (GO): damaged DNA binding
Source: RefSeq, a predicted model, not a curated record
AUGGCGGCGAUGGCAUCGACCUCUCGCACGACGCUCGAUAUGGACCCGGCCGAUCAAGCGUGGGCCAUCACCGAGAAUCGCUUCCGUGCUCGGGCGCGGCUACGUCUUCAAGCGCGUUCCCGCCGACCUCGAACCCAACCCCCAGCUGUCCCCUCCAUCGGUCCCAAUGCGAAUCUCUCCACUGUCCCCUCUACGUCUCGCAAUGCGCAGCUCGAUCCUUCUUCACUCAGCGUCGUCGGCUCCAAGGGCAACGUCGCGCGUACUCGCAAGGUGGACGAAAACGAACUUCCGUUGCAACGAGACAAAUCCCUGGGCGACUAUAUCGAAUUCGACCUCUCCAAGCUGCACAACUCCAAAGGUGGAUUCCUCAUCGAUGAUGAAGACCCGUCCGCAUCCACCAAAAAGCUCGACGACUUACGAAAAGAGAAAGAGCGAGAAAAGCAACGCAUGCGGGAUUACGCCGAACCGGGUAUCUCGUUGGAUCUGGCCACCAGACCGACAUGCGAGAACUGCGGCAGCCCCGAGAUCGUCGACCAUCCCUUCAAACGUGUGUUUGGCAUCAUCGUCUGCAAAAAGUGCGAGCGGGAGAAACCCGAGCUAUAUUCACUCCUCACAAAGACCGAGGUCAAGGAGGACUAUCUCUUGACAGACGCAGAGUUGAAGGAUGAAGAACUCAUGCCCCAUCUCCUCAAGGCAAAUCCGCACAAGGCGACGUAUAGCAACAUGAUGUUGUUCUGCAGAAAGCAGGUCGAGGAGUUUGCCUUUGGACCGGGCAAGUGGGGGUCCGAGGCGGGGUUGGAUGCCGAAUUUGAGCGGAGGGAGGAGGAGAAGGCCAGGAAGAGGGGGAAGAAGUUCCAACAGGGUCUGGCGGAUUUGCGGAAAAGAACGAGGGACAACGUCUGGCAGAGGAGGAAGGAUGAGGAGCAUGUGCAUGAGUGGGAGGAGGCGGAGGAGAGGGGCAAGGCGGUGCAGAGGUGUACGCAGUGUGGGUACGCCGUCGAGGUCGAAGUGUUCUGA